UCACUCUUUAUUAAAGAGAGUAAUGGCAACGCUACCAAAUCCCCUCUUCGUCUUCUCCGAUAGAAAAAAAAUAAGAAAAAAGAUUCUGUAAAUUCCAAAUCGAGCCAUCUAUCUCGAUCUUGUCCUCAUUCUGUUAGGGUUUCCUGGAGCUCAAUUCAGCUACAGAGGCGAUCUGGAAUUUUCUCGCUGAAUUAGAGAAUUUGUACAGACAGGUUUAAUUCUUUUGGUGAAAUUUUCACAUGUAGAGCAUGCAGAAGUUCCUGCACGAUGUUAGUUCGUUGAGAAUAUUGCAGCAGCAACCUCCGAAUCAUAUGGGUAGUAGACGUUCUCAAAUAGCAACUGGACAGCACUCUUCCCCUACUGUAUAUCCAAUAAAAAGAGGCAAAAUAAAAUCUUCAAGGCAAAAAGAGACCAAUGCUGUUACUGAUGAUCCUGAAAAGGCAAAGGCUUCUGAGCACAGAAUUGAUGUAGGAGACGAGAACUCCAAUUUGUUGGGAUAUAAUGUUUACUCUGGGAAGCUUUCCCUUGUUAAAAAAUCUAAAAGCUCAAAUGCUGAUGAGAAAACUGGAUUUGCAGCUGCAAACCUUGAUAGUACUGAUGCCAAGCUUUCAAGCAAAGCACUCGUUUGGGGAUCUCAAAUGUUGUGUUUUGAGGAUGUUAUAUCUGUAUCUUACAGUUCUGGUGUACGACAUUUCACGGUGCACUCAUAUAUCCACAGGAAAUCACGACUUCCAUGUAUUUUCAAACCGCAAAGAAGUCAAAAGGAUUUUUGUUUCUUGGCUUCUAGUCUAGAAGAAGCCAUUCAGUGGGUUAGCGGUUUUGCGGAUCAGCAAUGUUUCGUGAAGUGCUUACCUCAUCCCAUGGCCUCGUCCAAGAAGUCCUCUGACUUACUUGCAAGCAUUCCAUUCUUUGAUCAACAACCAAUAAAAUGUAAAAGUCCACCAAGAGUUCUUGUGAUACUAAAUCCUAGAUCUGGACAUGGUCGUUCUACUAAGGUUUUCCAUGGAAAAGUGGAGCCAAUUUUUGAGCUUGCAGGUUUCAUAAUGGAGGUGGUCAAAACUACAUCUGCUGGCCAUGCACGGAAACUUGCGUCUACUCUUGAUUUCAGCACAUGUCCUGAUGGAAUUAUAUGCGUUGGUGGUGAUGGGAUUGUAAAUGAGGUCCUAAAUGGUUUACUGAGUAGAGAAAACCAGAGGGAAGCCAUUUCAAUUCCUAUUGGCAUUAUACCUGCUGGUUCUGACAAUUCACUAGUUUGGACUAUUUUGGGAGUAAGAGAUCCUAUUUCUGCUGCAAUGACUAUCGUUAAGGGCGGUCUCACUGCUACUGAUGUUUUUGCUGCAGAAUGGAUCCAGUCUGGGAUUAUUCACUAUGGAACAACAGUUUCAUAUUUUGGUUUUCUCAGUGACGUCUUGGAGCUUUCUGAGAAAUACCAGAAACGCUUUGGCCCUCUUCGCUAUUUUGUUGCUGGGUUUCUUAAGUUUCUGUGCUUGCCUAAGUACAAGUUUGAAUUAGAGUAUCUUCCAAUGUCAGAAGAGGUAUUAAGUGAUCAAAAGCUUAUGGAAGAUCAUGAUAAGAUUGAUAUGUCUGACCUCUAUACAGACAUAAUGAGUAGGUCACGAAGAGAAGGCCUUCCCAGGGCUUCCAGUUUAUCCAGUAUUGAUUCAAUUAUGACUCCUUCAAGAAUGUCUGGUGACUUGGACACAACUAGUAGUACACUGGCGAACAGUGAACCAUCUGAGUUUGUUCGUUGCCGUGAUCCUAAAUCAAAACGUCUAUCUUUGGGAAGGAGUAAUCUAGUGCCAGACACAGAAGAAGUUAUUCACCCGCAACCUCCCUUAUCAGCCACUCCGAACUGGCCGAGGACCAGAUCAAAGUCUCGGACAGACAAAGGUUGGACCGGCGUAAAUACUGUAAAUGAUUCAAGGUCAUCAUGGGCAGCCACAGGAACAAAUGAUAGAGAAGAUAUUUCCUCAACAAUCUCUGAUCCUGGCCCAAUCUGGGAUGCUGAGCCUAAGUGGGAUACAGAGCCAAAUUGGGACACUGAGCGUAACUGGGAAACAGAGAACCCUAUUCAACUUCCAGGACCACCAGAUGACAUAGAGCAAGGAACAACUGAGGAGCUCGUCCCCAAAUUAGAGGAUAAGUGGGUUGUUAAGAAGGGAACAUUUCUGGGUGUUCUAGUAUGCAACCAUUCAUGCAAGACUGUUCAGAGUUUAAGUUCUCAGGUUGUUGCUCCGAAAGCUAAGCAUGAUGAUAAUACCCUGGAUUUGCUAUUGGUCCAAGGAAGUGGGAGAUUGCGACUACUGAGGUUUUUUAUCCUUUUGCAGUUUGGCCGACAUCUUUCACUGCCAUAUGUUGAAUAUGUUAAGGUGAAAUCUGUGAAGCUCAAGGCCUCCGGAAACAAUCAGAAGGGGUGUGGAAUUGAUGGGGAACUUCUUAAAAUGAAUGGCCAAGUCAUGUGUUCUUUGCUACCUCAACAAUGCAGAUUGAUGGGGCGUCCAGUAAAAGAUCCUAUAUAGCUUUGAGACUUAGCAUAUUUUAUCAAAUGUGUCUGCUUUAUUUCACUUCCUGCAACUUUGAAAGGUGUAGUAGUGAAACACGCAGAGCAUCUUCAUUUUGAUGCGCCGAAUUCUUUGAUUCUGAGGCUUCUGUAUAUUACGUGCUUGUCCAUUCUGAUUUUUCUUCCUUUUUGUCCUCUUGAUCGGUGUAUUGUUUGCUUCGGCUGUUUGGUCCAUUCCUUGUAGGGUUUUGGGGAUUUCAUUUGUCUUCAGAGUUCCAAUGAAGACGCUUGUAUUAUAGGAGCCUUUUAGUACAUGAAUUUUCUAUUUAUUGUAUUGCAUCUGGAGCUGAGCAUUCAUGUUGAUGCUAUAUAUAUAAAGUAUUUGUCAUAUUUAUUUCAA
This is a messenger RNA of Asparagus officinalis (garden asparagus), 2900 nucleotides long. Its product is annotated as sphingoid long-chain bases kinase 1-like. Gene Ontology annotation, biological process: sphingosine biosynthetic process. Gene Ontology annotation, molecular function: kinase activity. Gene Ontology annotation, cellular component: membrane; intracellular membrane-bounded organelle; cytoplasm. The transcript has 9 exons. The record is from RefSeq and is a predicted model, not a curated record. Lineage: Eukaryota; Viridiplantae; Streptophyta; Magnoliopsida; Asparagales; Asparagaceae. Bases 249 to 2519 code for a protein of 756 amino acids.